This is a messenger RNA of Myxocyprinus asiaticus (Chinese sucker), 2084 nucleotides long. RefSeq names its product GTP-binding protein SAR1b-like. NCBI's taxonomy places the organism in Eukaryota, Metazoa, Chordata, Actinopteri, Cypriniformes, Catostomidae. Gene Ontology annotation, biological process: vesicle organization; membrane organization; endoplasmic reticulum to Golgi vesicle-mediated transport. The record is from RefSeq and is a predicted model, not a curated record. The transcript has 7 exons. The coding region runs from base 648 to 1244 and encodes 198 amino acids. Gene Ontology annotation, molecular function: GTP binding; GTPase activity. Gene Ontology annotation, cellular component: COPII vesicle coat; endoplasmic reticulum exit site.
AGUGGCAAACAACGGUGAGCUGGUUUAUCAUGUAUAGUGCCGCGAAAGAAAAGAAAAAAACAUUCUCCAAGUUUCUACAGUCUUCUAGAGCUGCUGCACCAAAAACACCUGCUGUGUACAGUCAGGUUCACUGUUUACCGAAUCGCACAGUUGCAAUUUCGCUGCUUUUGUACGAUAUUAAUGCUGUCAGACCGCUUUAGUUGUUGACUGUGGGCCACUCACAGUGAUCAUUUAGCAACCAACUCAUCACAUACACCAAAUAACGAUCUGAGACCACCCUGUAAAGCUACGCAGUUCCGGUUAAACGUCAAUUUUGGGCUUGUGUUUAGGACCAGAGCACACUGACCGGACUGACUGAUCUACUACAGAAGCGGAUCAUUCGAGGAUAUUUGUUGAUAGCUGCUGUAUGAGGGAUUCAAGACCUUCCCCUCCUCUAGCAAUAAUCUAGAAGGCAUGCACAUCAUAUAAACAACUGUGCAGGUCGUUUGGUAAUGUAGUACUGUUUUUCACCUGCUUACAGUAGAUUUAGGUAAAGAGCUUAUUUUGUAGUUAGCAGAGCCCCUUGAGAAGUCUCGGAUCUUGCUGUACUACCAUAGAACAAUUAUCUCAUUCUUUUGCUAUUUCAUUUCAGGGAACAAUUUACAGUAAUGUCUUUUAUAAUUGAUUGGUUGUACAGAGGAUUCAGCAGUGUGUUACAAUUAUUAGGAUUAUAUAAAAAGAGUGGGAAGUUAGUUUUUCUUGGAUUAGACAAUGCUGGAAAAACAACGUUAUUACACAUGCUUAAAGAUGAUCGACUUGGGCAGCACGUUCCAACACUUCACCCUACAUCCGAAGAACUGAGUAUUGCUGGUAUGACUUUCACAACAUUUGACCUGGGAGGUCACGCUCAAGCGAGAAGAGUUUGGAAGAAUUAUCUUCCAGCAAUAAAUGGAGUAGUCUACAUUGUUGAUUGUGCUGACCAUGAACGCCUAAUAGAAGCCAAAAUUGAACUGGAUGCCCUCUUAACUGAUGAAACAAUCUCCAAUGUGCCAAUUCUUAUUUUGGGGAAUAAAAUCGACCGUCCAGAAGCAAUUAGUGAGGAUGCAUUAAGAGGAAUGUUUGGUCUUUGUGGACACACCACUGGAAAGGGGAAUGUAUCGCUAAAAGAACUCAACCUGAGGCCAGUGGAAGUCUUUAUGUGCAGUGUGUUGAAGAGACAAGGAUAUGGGGAAGGCUUUCGAUGGCUUUCUCAGUAUAUUGAUUAACAUAAUUAAUGCUACUGGACAAUUUAUGAAUCCAAAACUCAUGUGCCCUUAUUUAUUGAUUAUGUACCUUGUAAAAAAACUAUAGUAACCAGGGGUGUUAUAUAUUUUGUUAUCUGUUUAUUUAAAUCAAGCACUUUUAUUCAGGUGAAUAUCACUUGUGCUGUGAUACAUUUUGAUGAUGUCAAAAUCAUCAGAUGAAACAAAAUCAGUGUUUUGUCUUUACGUUACAUUAUCUCUGUGCCUUAAUGCUGGUUGCUGGUGGUCUUUUACAAUACACUUUUCAGUGGUAUUUUCCUAGUUCCGUAUUUUCCACCUGCUGAUAGGAAAAAACAUGAAGUGAUAAGGUGUGGAUUGCCACUGUAUGCAUGGUUAUCAAAAUUACCAAAGAUUUUAAAUGAAAUAUUUAUUUGUAUCUAAUAUUUAAAAUUACAAAUGUUUGAUAUUUACAUGUAGUAUUUUGAUACUUUUAAAAUCGUUCUGAUGUAGCACUCUUCAACUCCAGCAAUGUGUCUACAAUGGUCUGUUUCAGCACUAGUCUACCUGAUUAAUCUGUGCAAUAAGUACUUUUUGACUGUCUGCUGUGAUUUAUUUGCAGUUAUGGCAUGCGAGUACAAAGGAUAAAGGCUUCCUUUACUUAAUAGAAAUGAUGCCUGUGCAAUACAAUGUGUCAUAUUACUAAGUCACUUUUACUUCUACCUGUAAAUAGGCUUAUGAGAAAGAAUUGGGGGUUUGAAUGCUGUUAAUCAGUUGGAAUUGCCAAUUAUGUACAUGCCACUUGUAGCACAACAUUUAUGCAAUGUUUUUUGAAGUAGGCAAUAAAAUUAAAUAUUUUGAAAUAUU